Dunckerocampus dactyliophorus (ringed pipefish) is the source of this 3973-nucleotide messenger RNA. RefSeq names its product DEAD (Asp-Glu-Ala-Asp) box polypeptide 59 (gene ddx59). The coding region runs from base 1098 to 2993 and encodes 631 amino acids. NCBI's taxonomy places the organism in Eukaryota, Metazoa, Chordata, Actinopteri, Syngnathiformes, Syngnathidae. Gene Ontology annotation, molecular function: nucleic acid binding; ATP binding; RNA helicase activity. The transcript has 8 exons. The record is from RefSeq and is a predicted model, not a curated record.
UCAUAGUGCUCAAAGGACUUAAUAGCCGGUGCCACGAAGACCUUCUUCAUAUUCUUCACGUCUUGAACUUCACCCAUAUUUCCACGCUGUCGUUUUCUUCAGCCCUUCCCAGCAGAGCAGCGCCAAAGCAUCCCGUGAGUGGAAUUUUGGUGGAAAACGAGCGGCUGUCAAAUGAAGAAUGUAUGCAGUCUGGCUCCUCAACUGAAAGGCGGGUCGGUUGGAAUUCUCCAGAAUCUGUCGUUGACACAAUGAGUCGCGGUGUUUUUCAUCCAUUCAUCAAAUGAGACGGGCUCCUUCGCACAAAGCAGCAGAGCCGCUUUCCUUGGAUUUCACAGGGGAAAGUGCUCUUCAACGUGGACAUUCCCAUUCUUUGGGAUUUGUGGAAUUUGAGGGUGUUUCCUUUUGGGUUCUUGUGAGGAAAACUGUUGUAAGUCGCGUUUUACUCCUUUUUCAUAGUCCUGGUGCCUUGUUGCGGUUUCUCUGCAGCGAGGAACCACUCUCCAAGACUCCAACCACGCUCUGCACCGUUUUGUGCUUACUCCGCAUGCGCCAAAGACGCCUUCAGGAACAGUCUGAAAAAUUAGCGGUUUCUCCCUGUGUGCAAGAACAAACCGAUUACCGAGCUACAGCGUGGAUCUAGCUGGUUGCACAGGCGUGAAUUGGUACUCCAGUGGCAUGGCAUUAUGAGCUUCUUCAUGAUUUAUGACACGAUGGGUCUCUGGGAAAAUAUUUCCAUGUUUGGGCCCACUUCACGCCUACAUUUUGGCAAUUGUGGCCGCACCCACUCGGGCCAGGCAUGCACAGCACACUUUUAUGCACGUAGUCAUGCACGUGCACACGCGAAAUGUAGCAGAGACAUAGAAUGACUGAAAACACCAUCCAUGCAUGCAUCCAUCCACCUUCUUCCACGGGGGCAGCAGCCCCAGACGAGAAGACCAUACUUCCCUCUCCCCGGCUGCUUUACCCAGUUCCUCCCGGUGGACCCCGAGGCAUUCCAGUUGAGAGACAUAGUCUCUCCAACAUGUCCUGGGUCUUCCCCGAGGUCUCCUAAGUUUUAGCCCCAGUGAGAAAGCUUGUUUAUAUUACUAGCCCGUAAAAUGUUUAUGCCAAGAGCCCUUAAAGUGAAGCGCCCAGCAGCAGACUCAAACCUAACUUUGAAGAAGAGGAAAGGUCAGGUGGACGAAGAUCAGGAGAAUGGUGAAGGAGCUUCUAAGACACAUGCUGAUCAGGAGUCCAGAGACACUAUCGUUGAAGACGGCACAGUAAAAGCAAGUACAGACCCCAUUGCUUUCGAUGAAAACCCGUUACAGGAGGAAGAAGUGGAAGAUUCUUCCUCAAGUGGUGAUGAAGAAGAGGAGGAACCAGUCAAAUCUUUCAAGAAGAAUCAGAGAUGGCCACAGCCAGGAGAACCUGUCUGUGUGAUGUGUGGUCGCUAUGGCGAGUAUAUCUGUGACAGCACUGACAAUGAUGUUUGCAGUCUGGAAUGCAAAGCCCGUCACUUGGCCCAAAUGGGCUUGGGAACCGGGGCGGAAGUCUUUAACCAAAAGGACACGAAUGGAGACAAACGGACUCUUCAGGCCCAACCUGCUUCAGCUUCUGUAAAUACAUUUGAAUUGAACUAUUCCUACAAGGAGGAUCCAUUCAUAUCAAGUCUAACUGAUGAGCAGGUGCAGAGGAUUAAAAAGGAACUGGGCAUUGAAACCCAAGGAAGGGAUGUAAGGAGGCCCAUUGUAGAGUUUGAACACUGUGGCUUUCCGCUUACUCUUAAUAGCAACUUGAAGAAGGCCAGCUACGAGGCGCCCACACCAGUACAGAUGCAGAUGCUGCCUGUUGGUCUGAGUGGCAGGGAUGUGAUCGCCAGUGCUGACACAGGCUCAGGGAAAACAAUAGCCUUCCUGCUGCCAGUUAUACUAAGGGCACUGAAGGAACAAACACAGAGUGCGCGCAGCCCUGUGGCUCUCAUCCUGACCCCCACCAGGGAGCUGGCCAUUCAGAUAGAGAGACAGGCCAAGGAAGUGGUGAUUGGCCUCCCUAACAUGAGAACCGCCCUGCUGGUGGGCGGCAUGCCCCUUCCGCCACAACUUCACCGCCUCAAGAGCAGCAUCAAAGUUGUCAUAGCAACACCAGGGCGACUCCUUGAGAUUUCCAAGCAGAAGGCUGUGCAGUUGGAUAAAGUGAAGAUUGUUGUGGUUGAUGAGGUUGACACUAUGCUAAAGAUGGGCUUCCAGCAGCAAGUACUAGAAGUUUUAGACCAUGUCCCAGAACACCACCAGACCCUACUGGCGUCGGCCACCAUCCCAACAGGGACAGAGGAGCUGGCAUCCCGGUUGGUGCGCGACCCAGUCCGUAUUGCUGUAGGAGAGAAGAACCAGCCCUGUGCCAACGUCAGACAGAUCCUGCUGUGGGUGGAGGAGCCCUCCAAAAAGAAGAAGCUGUUCGAGAUUCUCCACGACAACAAGUUAUACCAUCCCCCGGUGGUGGUGUUUGUCGACUGUAAACUCGGUGCUGAUCUGCUGUGUGAAGCUGUCGCCAAGGUGACGGGCCUCAAUACAGUGGCAAUCCACUCUGACAAGAGCCAACUGGAACGCAAUGGCAUCCUCAAGGGUCUUCUGGAUGGUGUCUUUGAGGUGGUGAUCAGUACAGGUGUGCUUGGUAGAGGACUGGACUUGGCAAACGUUCGACUGGUGGUUAAUUUUGAUAUGCCAAACACCAUGGAUGAGUACGUCCACCAGGUGGGAAGAGCAGGUCGUCUCGGUCACAGGGGAACAGCCAUCACCUUUCUCAACAACAACAACAAACGUCUGUUCCUGGGGGUGGUCAACAGGGUCAAACCAACAGGAACCAUCCUGCCUCCUCAGCUCCUCAACUCACCUCACCUCUUCGAGCAGCAGAGGAGAGAAAAGCAACAGGCGAAGCUGGGGCCUGGCGACACGCUGGUGACCAAGAAUAACCUCAUCGACAUUAUCAAGCAACAUGACAGGCGUAAGAAGUAGUUUGGACAGUGAUGCUGAUGAUAAUGGCUUCUUUCCGAUGCGUAAAAUGUCAUUGAAAUGUAUGUACUGUAUACGGUACUGUGUCUGAAUCACAAUUCAGAAGACUGGAAGAAGGUGUUUUGGACAGAUGAGUCCUAGUUUGAGCUCUUUUCCUGAGAUUUGGGUAUUUUCUGUCAAUUCUGCCAUGAAGUCGCUACUUCUUUUACGGUUUAGUGCUGAUUAACUUGGAUUAGCAGCCAUACUGGCUUUCUAUACCGCUUAUCCCAGCUGACCACGUGAGAGGUAGUGUACACCCUGGACUGUUUGCCCGUUAAUCACAGGACACAUAUAGACAAACAACCAUUCGCACGCACAUUCAUGGACAAUUUUGAGCCUCCAGUUAGCUCUAACAUGCAAGUUUUUGGGAUGUGGGAAGAAGCCGGAGUACCCGAAGAAAACAGAUGGGGAGAACAUGUACACUUCACACAGAGAUGCCAGACGGAGAGUUCAGCCCUCAAUCUCCUGACUCUGAGGCCGCCAUGCCAACCACUGGGCCACCGUGAAUCAUCUGAUUGAGUAAUGUUGGUAAAACUGAUAAAACUGUUCAGUUUCUUUGAAAAACAAAGACAUUUUUAAGUGAUCCCAAACUUUUGAGCAGUAAGCUGUAGUUUUCCUGGUAAGUGUUUGGUUUCCUUCAAAAUGUAUGUAGAAGCAUUUGGGUCUUACAAUGCAGUUAAUAAGUUUCAGAUAUUGACUUUAUUCAGACUCCUACAUAUUCAAAAAAUCAUAUUAUUUGACUUGUAUGUAGUUGUUUGUUAAAGUCUACCUUAUAUAUUUGAUCAGCUCUUGCAUCAUUUUGUCAAAAGUUUACCACGCCCAUACAGUAUGUCUGUAUAGGUUGGUAGUACGGUGCUGCCGCCUAGUGCCAGAUUCUAGACAUAAAGUAAAAUGACGAAAUGAAGCCAGCCAAUCAGCUGCCGUUCUCUGUUGGGAUUUGAAAU